Hevea brasiliensis (rubber tree) is the source of this 1255-nucleotide messenger RNA. RefSeq names its product BURP domain protein RD22. The transcript is spliced from 3 exons. The coding region runs from base 206 to 1129 and encodes 307 amino acids. The record is from RefSeq and is a predicted model, not a curated record. Lineage: Eukaryota; Viridiplantae; Streptophyta; Magnoliopsida; Malpighiales; Euphorbiaceae.
UCCAUGAGAACACACAGCUCAACUUUCUUGACAAUUCAAAGAAAGUAACAUCAAAUUUUCUUUAAUCUUGUCCAUUUCAAUCUUAUCCCAUUUAUAAUUUCCAGUUUGUAUGCCUGCAUAUUCAUAUUCUUACUCUUACUGCAUCCCAUCCCCAUAGAAACUUAAUAAAUAUUCCAACUUUCAAUAGAUUUCUACUAGAAUUUCUAUGGAUUUUCAUCUCCUUCUCAUCUUUGCUUUAUUUAUUAUUGUUCUAAAAGGAAAUGAUGCUUCUCUACCUGCAGAGGUGUAUUGGCAAUCCAUGUUACCAAACACUCCAUUUCCAAAAGCUUUACAGGAUUUUUUGCAUCCUGCUGAUAUAGGAAAGGAAAUCACAUUUUCAUUAUCAGAAGAUUACAUGCCACAAAAUUGUGCAAGGGCGACCUAUGGAGUUGGAUAUUGGCCUGACAACAGAAAAUUUGUCAAAAAUUCCAUAUCCAAUGCAACUACUACUGUAUACUUCUUGUAUGAUGAUCUCCUUCCAGACAAAAAGAUGAGGAUUAUUUUCACUAAAUCUACAAAUGGGUCAAAUUUCUUGCCACGUAAAAUAGCAGAAUCCAUUCCCUUUUCGAGCAAUAAGUUCCCAGAAAUUCUGAACUAUUUUUCAAUAAAUUCCACAUCAAAGGAAGCUGAAAUCAUGAAACAGACAAUUGAAGAAUGUGAGGCUCCUGGCAUUAGAGGAGAAGACAAGCAUUGUGCUACAUCUUUAGAAUCUUUAGUUGAUAUUGUGGUUGCCAAGUUUGGAAAAAAUGUUCAAGCUUUUUCUAAUGAGGCAGAAAAAGAGAACAAGAAACAAGAGUAUACAAUUUUGAAGGGAAUCAAAAUGAUGGGAGAAAAUCACAUGGUGUGCCAUAAGGAGAGAUAUGCAUAUGCUGUGUUUUAUUGCCAUAGAAUCAAAACCACGAAGGUUUAUAAGGUUCCACUAAUGGGUUUUGAUGGCUCUAAAGCUGAAGCAGCUGUUGUUUGCCACAUGGAUACAUCAGCUUGGAACCCAUAUCACUAUGCCUUUCAGAUCCUUAAUGUGAAGCCAGGAGGACCAUCGAUUUGUCACUUCCUUAAUAGUGAUGCCGUUGUCUGGAUUUCCACUAAUUAGAUUCUGUAGGCAUGAGUAUGUAUUUAAUUAGAGAAAUUUUGUAUAAUAAUGUAACAUUCCCACAUCGAUGGGAAAAAUCAUAGUAAAGGAUUUAUAUAGUCCAAAAAUUAGAAUGGUUUGAAUUAA